Molecule: messenger RNA, 508 nt
Organism: Leptinotarsa decemlineata (Colorado potato beetle)
Lineage: Eukaryota; Metazoa; Arthropoda; Insecta; Coleoptera; Chrysomelidae
Product: glutamate receptor ionotropic, kainate 2
Cellular component (GO): membrane
Molecular function (GO): ligand-gated monoatomic ion channel activity
Source: RefSeq, a predicted model, not a curated record
GAAGGGGUUAUGUUACCAAUGGUAGAUGCGAAGAAAUCUCCCAUAACUUAUGACUUCAACACCUAGCGACGGAUGGAAUCUGGAAGAUAUGUAUGUCCACCUACCAAAAUCACUGACCAUGAUGGUGGACCUUCCAGCUCAAGGUUACCAAAGGCUGCAAUUUUGAUGUCGGGUAGUUCAUCAUUGACAGCAGUCAGAACUUCUACGAUAGGCAGAACCAAACAACAAUUCAUCAACACUGCAUGCGAGAGAGUACAAGGUGGUGUGGAAAAAGAGAACAUUCCAGAUAAAAUUCUUUGGAAAUUUGAUUGCGACAUCGGUGUGUCAAACAAUCCAGACGUAGUGAGCGGAACAUUUCCAGGAGAAUUAGUGAAUGAAAUGGCAUCGUCAUGAUGAGUUAACCAACGAAAAGACAGUUUUGUAUAUUGACAAUUCAUGUAAUUUAUGUAGAUAAAUCUCCGCAAGAUGAAUGGAGCAAUUGAAUAAUUAUAUAUGACGGUUUCUAUGA